This is a messenger RNA of Saccostrea echinata, 3439 nucleotides long. Its product is annotated as V-type proton ATPase 116 kDa subunit a 1-like. NCBI's taxonomy places the organism in Eukaryota, Metazoa, Mollusca, Bivalvia, Ostreida, Ostreidae. The record is from RefSeq and is a predicted model, not a curated record. The transcript is spliced from 24 exons. Gene Ontology annotation, biological process: vacuolar acidification; proton transmembrane transport. Bases 126 to 2834 code for a protein of 902 amino acids. Gene Ontology annotation, cellular component: vacuolar proton-transporting V-type ATPase, V0 domain; vacuolar proton-transporting V-type ATPase complex; plasma membrane. Gene Ontology annotation, molecular function: proton-transporting ATPase activity, rotational mechanism; ATPase binding.
CUUUCAAGAAGUAGGCGGUGUAAAUGCAAACUUCAUUAGAGACGAUUCCAGUGUUUAAAUAAACACAAGACAUUUGAGUAAAUAAAAUCCUGUCUUGACUGAGGAGCCAACAAAAGACUACCAAGAUGGGGGCUCUGUUCCGUAGCGAGGAAAUGAAUCUGUGUCAGAUUUUCCUCCAAUCAGAAGCUGCCUAUGCCUGCGUCUCAGAGCUGGGGGAGCUUGGGCUGGUUCAAUUCAAAGAUCUGAAUCCUGAUGUGAAUGCCUUCCAGAGGAAGUUUGUGAGUGAGAUAAUGAGAUGUGAAGAGAUGGAGAGAAAACUCAGAUAUAUACACAAGGAACUGAAGAAGGAUGGAAUGAAGAUUCCAGACCGAGACGAGAAUCCGAAGGCACCAGCUCCUAAAGAAAUGAUCGACCUGGAGGCCACCUUUGAGAAGAUCGAGUCUGAGUUAAAGGAAGUGAACACAAAUGCUGAGGCUCUCCGUCGUAACUAUCUAGAGCUGACAGAGCUUAAAGAAGUCCUGAAGAAAACACAGCUCUUCUUCUCCGAGCAUGGCCGUCAUGGUAUUGUGGAGGAUGCUCAGAGUGCUCUAGUCCAUGAUGAGGGAGGGGGAUUUGUUCCCAUCACUUCUGUACAACUAGGGUUUGUAGCUGGUGUGAUUCCCAGAGAAAAGGUACCUGCCUUUGAGAGACUUCUGUGGUUUGCUAACAGAGGGAACACAUUCUUGAAGUACGACGAGAUUGAACAGGCCCUGGAGGACCCAGUCACAGGAGAUGCCAUUUCUAAGUGUGUGUUUCUGAUUUUCUUCCAAGGAGAACAACUUAAGGCUAGGGUCAGGAAGAUUUGUGAAGGGUUUAAAGCCACACUUUACCCAUGUCCAGAGAGUGCUCAGGAGAGAAUUGAAAUGUUGAAUGGUGUGUCUACUCGACUGGAGGACCUCAACACUGUUCUCCACCAAACCGAGGACCACAGGAAGAGAGUGUUGAUGAGUGCCCAGAAAGAGAUACGACCUUGGAUUAUCAAGGUCAAGAAGAUCAAGGCAAUCUACCACACCCUCAACAUGUGUAACUUUGAUGUGUCCCACAACAGUCUGAUUGCUGAGUGCUGGACACCAGUCAGUGGGCUGGAGGAAAUACAGAGGGCACUCAAACAUGGCACUGAGCUGAGUGGAAGCACCGUUCCUAGCAUUCUCCAUCGUAUGCAAACAAAGGAAGUUCCACCUACCUACUUCCGCACAAACAAGUUUACACUUGUGUUUCAGGAAAUCAUUGAUGCUUAUGGUAUAGCAUCCUACCAAGAGGUCAAUCCAGCUCCCUAUGCCAUCAUCUCCUUCCCAUUCCUGUUUGCCGUCAUGUUUGGAGAUUUUGGUCAUGGAUUCAUCAUGUUCCUGGCCGGACUGUGGAUGGUCAUCAUGGAGAAAAAACUGAUGGCUGACAAGUCAGACAACGAGAUAAGGAACAUGUUUUUUGGUGGUCGUUACAUCAUCACAAUGAUGGGUCUCUUCUCGGUCUACACUGGACUGAUCUAUAACGACAUCUUCUCUAAAUCCGUCAACAUAUUUGGAUCAGCGUGGCACCCUAACUACGAUUUUGACACAUUGAUGGCUCAGUCCAGUCGAGUCCUAGAUCCGCUGGAGCAUUUUGACAAUGCCACAGGUCCCUAUCCUUUUGGAGUUGACCCAAUCUGGCAGGGAAGUCUAAACAAGAUCACCUUCACAAACUCUCUGAAGAUGAAGAUCUCUGUCAUCUUUGGAGUUUCACAGAUGUUGCUUGGUGUACUUCUGAGUUGUGUCAAUCACGCGUACUUCCGUCGGCCUCUGAACAUCUUCUGCGAGUUUAUACCUCAGUUGGUCUUCCUGUUGUGUCUGUUUGGUUACCUGGUGGCCCUCGUCUUCUAUAAGUGGAUCUUUUUCACCGCCCUCUGUACCCAGUAUGCACCACAACUUCUGAUCCAGUUUAUCAACAUGUUUUUGAUAACGUACACACCCCGCUCAAAACCAGCCAAUUUUACUGGGGACCUGUAUGCCUGCUCUAGUAUUGAACCGAAAAGUAUCAACGCAACGUCACAGACUGUCUUCUUUGAGUACCAGCAACCUAUUCAGAUCACUCUGGUUGUAUUGGCGUUAUCAAUGGUUCCUAUGAUGUUACUAGUGAAGCCCUUUAUCCUGAGAGCCAGACAUAAUGCCAGGGUCAAGGCCAGUAACAGUCGACGGCAAGGGCUUUAUGCCACUUCACAGCGAACACUGAUAAAUAAUGAGGAACCACCUGAUCAGUCAGAUGACACUAAAAAGGGUAAGGGGGAGAGACCUGAGGCCCAUCUGUCUGACAUUGAGCUUGGGGUUAGAGAUUCUGGGAAGAAUGCAACCAUGUCAAUUAAUGGAGAGGAAGGGGGCGUGGUCAAUCACACAGAAGGCGGGGCUGCAGGACAUGAGGAGGAGGAAGAAGAAAAGUUUGAGAUGGGAGAGGUCUUUAUACACCAGGCCAUUCAUACAAUAGAGUACUGCUUGGGCUGUAUCUCACACACUGCCUCCUACCUACGUCUGUGGGCGCUUAGUCUGGCUCAUGCUCAGUUGUCCGAAGUCUUAUGGGGGAUGUUGUUUCACAUCAGUCUCACUAUGAAGUUUGAGUACGUGGGAGGGAUCAUUAUUUGGGCGGUGUUUGCAGUUUUUGCUGCCGUGACUGUUGCUGUAUUACUGUUGAUGGAGGGACUCUCUGCUUUUCUUCACACUCUCCGUCUUCACUGGGUGGAGUUUAACAGUAAAUUCUACAUGGGGGAAGGUUAUAAGUUUGCUCCCUACAGCUUCAAGCACCUGCUGGAUGCUGAUUUGGACGAUUAACCUGAACCACGUCACAUAAUUCUGGUGCUCAUUGAACAACCAGGACCAUGCCUUCUGUAGAUUGUUCCUUCUUUAUUUUAGAAAAACAAAGGGCUUCCAAUUAUGUAUUAAACAACUGCGGAUUUGAAAUUACUUGAUAAUGACAUUCUAUGGUUAAACCGUUUGAUUGGUGCUUAGUGUUGAAGAAAUGUUUAACAACAGAGUGAGGUACAAAAAAUUGUCACAUUUCUGUUUCGCUUUUUACCAAUUGACAUUAACCAUUCUGUGAUUAUGUAUUUGUUGGGAAAUUAUAAACAUUUUUAAAUUAGAGGAAUUGAGUAUUACUUAGGUUGACCAAUAAAGCAUAAUCUGCUGAUUUUUGAAACUGAACGUAUCAGUAUAUGUUGAUUAAUCUUGUUUGUCUCAUUAACAGAGUUUUUCUGAUGAUAUCAGUGUUUUCUGGUGAUAUCAGUGUUUACUGUUGAAUGGAAUCCUGCUGUUUACUUGUUAAAUCUAGGUCAAGGACAUUCAAGGCUGAUCCUCUGAUAUACUGAAAUGUCUGGACUAAAAUUGUUUCUGUGAUUAUAUACUCAUCAGUGAUAUUGAUUAAAGAAUAUUUCCUGCUA